Molecule: messenger RNA, 1570 nt
Organism: Vitis riparia (riverbank grape)
Lineage: Eukaryota; Viridiplantae; Streptophyta; Magnoliopsida; Vitales; Vitaceae
Product: G-protein coupled receptor 1
Exons: 9
Coding region: 57-1016 (319 amino acids)
Biological process (GO): adenylate cyclase-activating G protein-coupled receptor signaling pathway; cell surface receptor signaling pathway
Cellular component (GO): plasma membrane
Molecular function (GO): G protein-coupled receptor activity
Source: RefSeq, a predicted model, not a curated record
UCUUCUCCCUUCCCUUCCCUUCUCUUCUCUGCAUCUCUACUAGCGUCUUCUCAGUGAUGACGAUGGCGAUGGCGACGGGGAAUCUGACGGCACACGAUCGGCAGAUUCUGGCGGCGGUGAAUGGCGGAGCAUCGAGUCUUUCGUUCGUCGGUUCAGGCUUCAUCGUCCUCUGCUACGUUCUGUUCAAGGAGCUUCGAAAGUUCUCCUUCAAGCUCGUCUUCUACCUCGCUCUCUCUGACAUGCUCUGUAGUUUCUUCAGCAUUAUUGGAGAUCCAUCCCAGGGAUUUUUUUGCUAUGCUCAGGGCUACACCACCCAUUUCUUCUGUGUGGCGUCUUUCUUGUGGACUACUACUAUUGCUUUCACUCUUCACCGCACUGUUGUUAGACACAAAACUGAUGUUGAAGAUUUGGAGUCCAUGUUUCACUUGUAUGUUUGGGGAACUUCACUAGUUAUGACUGUGAUACGAUCUAUUGGUAAUGACCAUGGCCAUUUGGGUGUGUGGUGUUGGGCGCAAAUAGGUCAAACAGGAAAGGUGGUUCACUUUAUAACAUUUUAUGUUCCCCUUUGGGGUGCUAUUCUUUUCAAUGGUUUUACAUACUUUCAAGUGAUACGCAUGCUGAAUAAUGCAACCCGUAUGGCUGUAGGCAUGUCAGAGCGGGGAUACCAAUUGGAUGCAAGGGCAGAUAACAUGAAGGCUUUAAAUCGGUGGGGUUACUACCCGCUAAUUUUAAUAGGAUCAUGGGCUUUUGGCACCAUCAACCGUGUCCAUGAUUUUAUUGAACCAGGACAUAAAAUCUUUUGGCUCUCAGUUCUUGAUGUGGGGAUGGCUGCACUUAUGGGAUUAUUCAACUCAAUAGCAUAUGGCCUCAACUCCUCAGUGCGACGGGCAAUUUAUGAAAGAUUGGAUCUGUUUUGGCCUGAGAAGCUUCGGAGAUGGUUCCCUUGCUCAUCAAAGUCCAGAGGCCAGCAGCAGGAAAGCGAACUAGUCUCAUUGAAAAUCCAAGACCCUCAGUAGCAAAUUCUUCAAUCAUUCAAUUCCCUGCAAAAGUUUUCAACCUUUUCCACAUCAAAUCUGAGAGCGCAGAGGGAUGGAACGAAGAAGCAAUCUCAGAAACAGCUCCUGGUACUUUCAUCCCAACCAUUUUGAAUUCAUAGCCUUUCACCAAUCAUGCCAAUGUACCAUUCAUUUCUCCAAUCCGUUGUGUUUUUACUUGCAUUGUAAAGAUCAAAGAUCAAAAAGCCACGAUCUUGAGCUGUGAUCCGAAAGGUUUCCUCUAAAUAUAUGAGUUGAUGAAUGAUGAGAGCAGUCACGAUUAGAAUCUCUAACAGCAUUUGUCCAUACUCGAGAGCAAGCGGAUAAACCCUGGCUGCAGUCACAAUGAGGCAGUGUGUACGCUUUUUUUUUUUUUUGGUAUUUCAAUCUUGAUUUUAUGAAUAUUUUGUGAGUAAUAACUACCUGAUAUAGCUUUAAAUGAAAUGAUUAUUGUUGGUGAGUAGGUCGAGAUAUUGUAUAGCUUCCAAAAUGAAAUUGGUGAGGAAAAUGAAUUAGGGCCUCCCCACCAUUAGAAC